This is a messenger RNA of Thecamonas trahens ATCC 50062, 15151 nucleotides long. RefSeq lists its product as uncharacterized. Lineage: Eukaryota; Apusomonadida; Apusomonadidae. The record is from RefSeq and is a predicted model, not a curated record. The coding region runs from base 1 to 14865 and encodes 4954 amino acids. Gene Ontology annotation, cellular component: nucleus; cytoplasm. Gene Ontology annotation, molecular function: cysteine-type deubiquitinase activity; calcium ion binding; K63-linked polyubiquitin modification-dependent protein binding. Gene Ontology annotation, biological process: protein deubiquitination involved in ubiquitin-dependent protein catabolic process. The transcript has 6 exons.
AUGCCAGCCAUCUGGCGCAACGGGGCAUUUGCCGGAGAGUUCGGCGACCCGUACAUCAAGGACACCAACCUGGAAGGAGGGCUCACCGCGCCAUCCAUUCGCAAGCUGAAUGAGGUAGUUUCUUCUGCGCUCACAUCGCAUCCUUCUCUCCUGGAGACGCUGGUGCCUGGUCUGGCUGCGCCUGCUGCACGGAUACAGGCACUGAUGGAAGAGUUGGCCAGUGCGGCGGAAAUCGAUGAGCUCAAGGCGGAGAUGGUCGAGUCAAAGUCGCUCGAGGGCAUGGAUGCCUUUCUUGAGCUGUUCAUGGCAAAGAUCCGUGCUAUUCCUGUCGGUGGUAUCCUUGUCAUGGGCGGCGGCUGGAUGGGCAAGGCAUCCGGUCAUGCUCUGCUAUACGUACUCGAGCGCGAGGCUGACGAUGCCUAUGCCUUUGUGGCGUGCAACACUGGCGAAGGCAUCCAGUACCACCCGUCGCUGGCCGGUGACGACCUGCUCUCGCGCAAGCGCAAGACCGCACUUCGCAUUCCGGGCAUUCCUGCCGCUGACUUUCUCGAUCCGGCAUUCUGGUACAUGAUCUGGAAGCUGCGAGUUACCAACAAGGAAGAGAACUCAGCUGCAGUCUUCUACGAAGUCCUGCUCGCCCAUCUUGCUGCAGCUUCGGUCCUCGACCCUGCUGCCAACACCGUGUCCGGCAUUGUUGCGGCCGACGCCGGCGGCGCGUCGUCGGGCGACUUUGACGCCGUCCAGCUCUCCGGCACCUGCUACUACAAGUGCAUCGUUGCCGCCCUUCACUACCUCAACAAGCGCGCUGGUCUUUCUCGGGUGGCCUCGGACCAGAUUGUCCUCUUCGUCCGCCUCGCCUACCUCCUGCAAACAGGCGCCGACCUUGACGAUCUCGCCGCCCGGCGCACGGCAGCCGCAGCCUCUCCGCCGUCCGCCCCGCUCCCAGCGCCAAAGCUCGCCUCGCUCGCCCGCAGCCUUGCCUUUAACGACUCGGACGCCCGCAUGGUCGCCAUGGCCUGUGCUGAGACAGCACGAUCUGCCGUCGCGCUCGCCGAGGCCAACGCUGCUACUGCCGAGACGCUCUCCGCAGCCGCGCUCGCUAUCGUUCAGGACUGCAUUGCAGACGUGACAGCCGCCGCAAACGCCGCCGCAGACGCCGCCGCCGCCGCGCCCGACGACCUUCCACGCCCCGCCACUCCCUCACCAACCCCGACUUCCCCGGUGCUGAGCGGGUCGCUCGAGAGCGCUGCCACGGCACCGCUGCCCUUCACUGGCUUUGCCGCCCUCGCCGACACCCGCGACACGAGUGCCUUUGUCGGCGACACCACUGAAGCCGCGCCCGAACUCUACGUGGACCUCCUUCCGCCUCCCGCCGCGCUCGACUCGCUUCCGGCUGUCCUUGGCGCCAUCCACGACCUCGCCGAUGCCACGCGCAAGCUCCGGUUUAAGACCUCACACUGCGCCGACUCGCUUGCUGUCUUCCAGAUCACCGCCCUCGUCGAACACGUUCUCACUUCGUCAUUGCCGAUCCCGGGCUCGUCGUCGUCCUCGGUCUGGCCGACGCAGCCGGCUCCUCCGGUCUCGGGCCUCACUCCGGCCUCGCAAGAGGAGGCUCUGCUCGACCUCCGCGACAUCGCGCUGCAGUACAUGUCGUGCUCGUGGUCGCUCUCGCCCGACCGCGCCCUCGAUGCGCACCGUGCCCUCACGAUGGGCGGUCUUCUUGCCCUCUUUGAUGCGCUCGCACGCCUCUCCCCGGACUCGGCGCCGCCCUCGCCGCUUACCACCCUUCUGGCCGGCGCAUCGCAGAGCGGCCACUUUGCCGGCACCGCCCUCGGCAUCGACACCAAGUCGUUCACCUCGGCCUCGUUUGCGGCCGCCACCGACGCAGCUUGCCUCUACCGGCCGGCUUUCCUCGCCCUCCGCGCCGCUGUCAUCACAUACUUUGUCAACCUGCCGCAACAAGUUGCACUGUUUGCUUGGUCGCCCGCCCGGCCAGCUGGACCCUCCUUCCUCCGCCGCAUGAUGGAGACGCCACAGUACACCCUGACCGAAGACGAUGUCACGCUCAAGGUCGUUGCGGAGCUCCUCCACGCCUGCGGUCUCGCGUACACGCUCCCGCCCAUGCCGCGCGGCCGCAACCGCGGCGCUACCAACCCCGACGCCAUGUCCGACGUUGAGCGCCUCGUCCGCUGGGCCGCCUCGGACUGGUCAGCUCUUCCGGCCUUUGCCGCCCUCCGCGACUUGAUCUUCCUCUUCAAGCUCUCACUCGAGCCGCACAUGCUCUUCUUCCUCGCCAACGAGCCGCUCGCAGCGCUCCCGGUCUGGCACGCCUCCCACGUCCGCCCCGACUGGCGCUUCUUCUCAGCCAACCAAGAGGGCAACGCUGCCACACUCCGCGUCGCGAUCGCCGACCCGCGCCACAACCUCACCCUCGGCGUCGGCUCCGUCCACUCGUUUGCCUCGCUCUCGGUGCUCGCCAACAACGCCUCCGAGGCCGCCAUCCUUCACGCCCACACCCUCACCUCGUUCGACGGCACCCUCUCGCCGCAAGAGUCAGAGCGCCUCCUCUCGUUCCUCACCCAGCGGUCGCUCGCCAUUCCGCUGAUCCUGGAGUUUUUUGCCGCCUCCCGUGUCGGCUAUCUCCUCAAUCCCUACCUCCAGCAGCUCCUCGAAUCGGUUCUUUUCGAGCCCGGGCCAUGGACGCCCUCCCUCCACGCUGCCGGUGCCUCCAUCGUCGACGUCCCGCUCGCGCCCGAUGCCGCUGCCGUCGCCCUCGCCACCCCCAUGGGCCGCCUCAUGCACGAAGUUCUCUACGCACCUGCAUCGCUCCUCCCUCCGCUCCUCGCCCUCCUUCGCGAUGCCCUUGGCCUCUGCUCGCAGCACUACGACGGCCCGUUUGUCCCGCUCCUUCUCUACCUCGUCCGCCUCGCCACCCGCGUCCUCUCCUUUGCUGCGGCCGCUGCCGCAGACCCCGACCUGGCCCGCCUCGCCCGCUCCACUGCAGAGGCCAUUGCUGCUCAGGCUGCGCUCACCGACUUUCUUGCCACCGCCGUCGUCGAUACACUCGCCGGCUACAUCGCCGCCGCAGAGGCUGGAGACGACCUCAAAACCUCCACGUCCCUCCACGUCCACAUCACCCUUGUGUACGGCGCAGUCCUCCCGGGGCCGCUCGCUCACGCAGACGCUUUCCUCGCCUCCUCGGCUUUUGUCGUCUCAUGGCACUCCGAAUCGUUUGGUGCCCGCUCGUGGCCGCAGGAUAUCAACCCGCGCCUUGCCGUGCCCACUGCAGACGUUCCGGUCCACGACACGUUUUUUAUCUAUGAGCUUGCCCGCCCGCAGCUUGUCGCCGCGGUCGCGACCGCGCCUCAAUCGGCCCUUGAUGCCACGCUCUCUCGCGUUGUCGCAGCCGCACUCCAGCGCGAGGCCCCGGCGCUUAACGCUACCCCGGCCUGGCGAGGAUGGUCUGCCGUCGCAGACAAGCCGCUCCUCUGCACCCACGUUGUCGAGUCGGCCCAUCCCUACCCGAACGCCACAGACUACUACGAGACGGUUUCCUUCCCCGGCGCCCCGUACAUCACCCUCUAUUUUGACCCCAAGACCUCCACUGAGGCCUCCGCGGACUACAUCACCAUCUACAAGGACGCCUCCUGCACCUCGUACUGGGGCCGCGGCAAGCGCAUGUCCGGCUCGCCUGCAAAGGGCUGGCCCGGUGCGGGUGGCGCCCCGCCACUCGUCAUCCCCGCCGACUCGUUUGUCUUCCACUUUCAUUCAGACGCCACAAAGCCCGACUGGGGCUACCGCCUCAUCGCCUCGGCCCCGGUCGCUCCCGCCGCUCUCGCUGCCCUUGUCGAUCUCCCGCCUCCGCCCUCGCUAUCUCGACAAACCAUUCCACCACUCCUAGCCCAGCACGCCCUCGUCGCCACCUCGAACGUUCUCCAAGACGCGUACACAUGGCUCGCAGCUGCAACUCCCGCCGAUCUUUCCGCUCUUGUAGACGCCGGCUCGUCCGCUGCUGGCGACGACGCCGUCGCUGGCAUGUACCGCGACCCCAUGUCGGUCGUCGUUGUCAACAUCCAGACUGCAGAAGUCUAUCUCCGCUCGCGCAUGCUCAUGCCGGUCCCCAUCGAUGUCGCCGGUGCGCCUGACUUUACCCGCGUCCUCGGCGACCACGACUCUCUCUUUUGCGCCGUCCUCUCGGCGAACACUUCGGCGCGCACCCUCUCGGUCAUGGCGCCCGAGGGCGUCCAUACUGUUGUCGCCUGGCGCCCGCUCACCUACGACGCCGCCGCUGCUGCCAUGGCUGCCGCCGCCGCAUCGGCUGCUGCCUCUGCUCCGGUCGUCCAGCCCUCGCACCCGGCAUCCUCCUCGUCCAACACCCAAGCCCGCGCCCCGCUGGGUGGCCUCCCGGACCAGCCGGCCUACAACAUGCCGCGCCGGGCGCCCAACGGUGGUCUCGCCUUUAACGGUCGCCUGUACAACGACUACACCCCCGGCUCACUCUCUUGGAUCUCGUCAAAGCUGGACGUCCUCGUCGACGACGCCCUCGCCUCGGCAGAAAUCGCCGACGUGCCACUCCUCUGGGUCUCGGACGCCGUCACGCCGGCCUCGCUCUACGCCGUCGACUCGCAUCUGAUCAUGUACAUGCCGCCAUCCGGUGACCUCGAAGCCGCCAAGGGCCAUGUCGGCGGCUUUUACGCCAUUGUUGCCUCGCCCGCCACCUCCUCGCUCGCUGUCUACGCCCUCCCCGACGCCGCCGAGCGUGAUGAGCCCUGGCUGCCGGGCACCCGCUACGCUGCGGGCAACCUCUUUGAUCUCACCCUCGACAAAAAGGGCCAGCUCAUCCCGACUGCCGGUGCCGGCGAGCGGGUCCACGACUUGGUCGGCUCGGUCGUCAUCUCCCGGCCCUUCACCCUUCCGCGAGUCGCCACCGCGCUCGCUGCCGCUGCCGAUGCGCAGGCGGAGUACUGGGGCCACGCACUCGCCCCUCCCAAGCUCUCGGUCCUCUUUGAGCCGGCGGUCGCCGCCUCCCGCGAGACUUACGUUCCCCCGGCCCUUCUCACCGGCCUUCUCCCCGCCGCUCUUGUGCAAGCUUACCACUUUUGGCGUCCGGCCCCGCGCUUGAUCCUUGGCUAUCCGGCUCCCGACGCAGCUACACACUGCCCUUCGGCGCCAGGCACUCUGCUUGUAGUCACCCUCUCGCCGCGCAUCGCGCUCCCGCUAGCGCCUCAUCUCCCGCCGCUGCCGUUCCCGCUCAUACAUGCCGGUGCUCUCUGUGACGCCUACGGCCGCAACCUCUGCACCUUCUCGGGGGCGCUCUCGUCGACCUCGGCCCUCACCUGGGACGCCGCCGUCGUCCGUAUCGCUACUGACGGCGUCGACGCCUCCGACAACGAACGCCCGGUUGCCCCGUGCAUCCACACGCUCAUUAACGUUGCCGCCGCCCCGCCGUCUUCGCCAGCUGCCGCCACGGCUCGCAUCUUCACCCGCAUCGAGAACCUCUCCCACGUACUCGUCUGGUCCACCGGCGUCGCCCUGGCACCCACCGAUCAGCUCCCGAUCUCGCUGGUUGAGCUCCCGCGGCUUCGCACCCGCUUUGCGCUCCGCGCCUCGCAGCCACCGUCCUCGUCGCUUGCCUUUGCCUCGCUCGACUAUGACGGGCUCGCCGUCGCCCCACACCCGCGCCCGGCCACGCUCGCUGCCGCCGGACCACUCUCGCAUUACCUUGUUCUCGAGGACGCCUCGCGCCAGCAACACCUCAUGGUGCCGAAUGCACCGCUGCUGCGAGUCAAGAUCAAGUCGUGUCCAUUUUCGUCAGACAUGGCUCUUGCGCGCGACGCCGGCUGGCUUGAUGCCGUCGCCACCCGCGUCUACGUCUACCCCAUUCACAUCUCGGGGGCAUAUCUCCUCACGCCCUCGCUCUCGGCCGCGUUCUACCUCUUCUACGUCUCGCUCAUGACCGAGCGCUGGGUCGUCUCGCUCCUCGCGGCCUCAGUCGACGACAAGCACCCGGACGCCCACGCUCUUCGCCUCCGGUUUGGUCUCAUCAUCCGCGAGUGCGGUGAGACCGUGCCUUGGGAGUUUGACGACGACGUCUCAGCCUACCUUGCCAAGUACCCGCACGUCUCCUCGCUUGCCCUCGUGCCGCUGGCCGAUGAGCGUCGCCUCGUCUCUGACCCGCAUCGCAUCGCGCUUCUUGACGCCCUCGACGCCGCCGCCACUGCCGGCGAGCUUGCUGUUGUCACCGGCCCGCCGGCCCCGCCUGUCGACGCCGGUAGGCUUUGGUACUCGUUUGCGUCUGCUGUUCCCAACACCCACGCACAGCUCUCGGCUGCGCCCCGUAUCCGCAUUCGCUACAACAAGCCUGCCUCGCCGCUCGCGCCGCCGGCUGUCUUUCGCGCCCUCGAGGACUUUUUCGACGACACCCUUGACGGCCGCGAGGGAUCCGGCUUUGCCUUUCUCUACGAUGCAUUGGUCGGCGGCCUCGACCUUGGCCUCUGGCUCGAUGGCGGCUCGGCUUCGGCUUCCCCGUCAUCGCCUCCUGCCACGCCUACCCGGCCGGCUGUCGUCGACGGCCAGCUCGCCUGCCCAGCCUGCACCGUCUACUACCCCGCCGUCGACUCGGCUUGCAACAUCUGCGGGACGCCAAACCUACUCGCUGCUGCCGCGCCGUCGUACGCUACAGAAGACCGGCUGGCCCUCUCCCGCCCACAGCGCAACCUCCUCCGCUUUGUCCUUCGCGCCAAGCUUCUUCUCAUCACCAACAGCGGUGCCACCGAGUCGGUCCCCGCCCGCGACGCUGUCCUCCUCGCCCUCCUCAUCGCUACCGAGGCCAUCGUGGCUGACCUGGCUCCUGGCGCCAAAGCCGCUUCACUUCCGGCUCUUCCGCCCGGCCUUGGCGCCGACGACACCGGCCGCGACGUCGCCUCAUUCCUCCCGCAGCUGCUGGCCGCCACCGCGCCCGUCGUCUCGUCGCCAACCUGGGCUGCCCGGGCCAGCGCCGCGCCCGUCGCCGACUUUGCCGAGGCCACAACGCUAGUUGUGGAUCCCAAGGUCGCCAUCCGCGGUCUCGAGCUCGCACCAGACACCGGCGGCUCGGCCAUGUCGCUUCUUCAUGCCGCAUCGCUGCCGGUACAUGCCAGCGAUGCCUUUGUUGAUGCCAUUCGGCAACACAGUCUCCUCCUCGCCCCUGACGACCAUGCUGCUGCCCUCUCACGUCCGCUAGCUGGCCUCGGUCUCGACGCCUACAUCACUCGCAUCCCGCUCGCCGCCACCGACCUCCUCAAUGCACUCCCCUUUGAUCUCUCCUCGGCCGCUGAAGCUUCACUCGUCGCACACAACAUGCUCGAUCGCAUGGCGAGCGACCUUGCCGCUUCGGCAUCUGCCGCCACUUCUGCCUCGUCCUGGCACCUUGUCUCCCUCGACGCCCGCCUCCUCUCCGCCAUGGACGCCGAUGUCGGGACUCCGACCGCCCCCGGCACACCGUCGCCGCGCACCGUCAACGCCGCUCAUGCCGAUCACCUCCGCACUGCCCUUGCCUCGCUCAAAGACCUUGGUGCCGCCCUCGAUGCCUCACGCCUCGCAGACCUCGAUGCUAUCCGCGCCGGCGUCGCUGCCAUCGCCCGCCUCGCCAACGCCGCUUCAAACCCGAGCUCGCUCACUGCCAUUGUCUUUGACCUCAAGCAGACCGGUGCCGUCCGCAUCCAGCUCUGGUUUGAGCUCGUCGUCGCUGCCCUCCAGGCCAGUGAGCCGGCUCGCUAUCUCGCUGCUCUCAACCCGCACCUCGACGCUGCAGACCUCGACGCCCUCCUUGCCAUCGCCGCCACCGUCCUUGUCCGGACCGUCCGGCUCGCCCAGACAAACGCCGCUCUGGCUUCACUUGCUACCCUCACCAGCCACAUCCACGAGCUCCUCGAGCGUCGUCUUCACACCGGUUGGUCCUUCCUCCGACUGCCGUCGCCCGGCCUCAUUGCACACGCUCUUGCUGCCGCCGACUACGACCCAGGCGCGGCACGGUCUGCCGUCGCCGACCUCCUUAACGCGGCUGUGUCGCUCGAGGCAGACCUCGCUGCCAGCCUGAGGCUGUCGGACGAGGUUGCGUCGCGAAUGGUGUCCCUUGUCCUCGCUUCGACCAGCUACUCGCUCGACGCUGCUUCCGCCAUCCUCGCCACGCCAGCCCGACUCGCGCCCAUGGUUGACGCCGCCGCCCGUGGCUGCCUCUACAAUGGCGUCCCCCUCAAACUGCCGCCGGCCCACCCAGAGCUGGUGGGCUCGUCCGCCUCGGCCUCCUCGCUCGUUCACCUCGUCGAGCACACUGGCGCCGCGCUAGCGCGCAUCCUCGGCGCCAAGCGCGCGUACGUGGACGAAACGACCUCGCUGCCGACGUUUGAUCCGCGCUUCCUGGUCUUUGAGUUUUCAGUCGGCUUUAUGCUCCGCGCCCGCCAAGUCGAGCUCAUCGGUGACUUUGCCGCCGCUGCUGCCCAAGGCUCGUCAAGUGUCCAUCAGAUGAUCAUGGGCGCCGGCAAGACCACCGUCAUCGGCCCUAUGCUCGGCCUCAUUCUUGCCAACGGCUCCUCGCUUGUCACCCAGGUUGUUCCUGGUGCCCUUUUGGACAUGUCGCGCAACGUCCUCCGCACCGCCUUUUCCAACGUCAUGCCCAAGCGCAUUUACACCCUCGCCUUUGACCGCUCCUCGCCAUCAUCCAACUCGAUCGACGCCGUCCGCGCUCUGGCCGCCAAGCUGCGCCGUGCCCGUGCCCAGCGCGCACUUGUCGUCACCACUCCCGAGGCUGUCAAGUCGCUCAUGCUCAAGUACGUUGAUUUGCUUCAGUCGGUUCAGUCGGCCUCGCCGCUCCUCCGCCUUCCGCGCUCCGCCCUCGGCUCGCAGGCCGACAAGGCGUCGGGACUCGCCUCUCAGCUCCGCACGAACGAGCUUCUCGCCGACGAGCUGGCGACCAUCAUCAAGCUCUGGUCGGCCGACGAGGACCCCCUCCCGCUGGAAGCACUUCGCUGGGACCUCCCGCUCCAUCUUCUUGAUGCCGUCUUUUUCACCACAACCGGCCGCCUUGCUCUUCCCGGCUUUCGACCCGACCCAGACGCGCUCGCCAUCCUUCGCGACCUCGCUGCUGCCGUCCAUGCCGGCGUCGACAUGCUUGCGCUUCAGACCUCGCCGCAUCUUGUCCUCCUCUCGCUCGACUACUAUCAUGCCUCGCUCCGCCCGCUCUUUGCCGCCUGGGCCAAGGUCUGGCUCCUUGCUGCCGAGCCGGCGCUCCUUGCCGUCGACGCCGACGUUGUGUCCUACCUCGGUGCGCCAACCUUGAGUCCUGGCCUCAAGGCCCGCGUCUCGGCCGCCGCUCCGCCACGUGCGCUCCAGCUGCUCAACCUCGCCCGCUCCUGGGUCGUAUCCUUCCUCCCGCAUGUCCUCGCCAAGAUCUGCCGCGUCCGCUACGGCCUCCUCUCGCCGGCCGACAUCGACCGUUGGUCCGCCGCCGAGGGCGCGCCGGUCUCGCUCCCGCUCUCGCGGUCGCUCCUCGCUGUUCCGUUUGUGGGCAAAGACGUGCCAUCUCGCUCGGCUGAGUUUGCCCAUCCAGAGGUUCUGCUCGGCACCACCAUCCUUGCCUACCGCUACGAAGGCCUUCGUAGGCACAACAUGCGCACCAUCGUCCUCGAUCUCAAGGCCCGACUCCUUCAGGAGACCGGUCCGUUUGCGGAGCGUCCGUCGCGCAGGCUCUUUGCUGACUGGCUCGACGCCGCCCGCCUAGCGCUUCCAGACCCGUCGGUCGCGCCAGCGCUCCUCCCGCUGGAGCUCUUCCAGCCGGCCGACCCACGCCAGCUCGACCAGCUUGUUGCCGCCCUUGCCUUUGAGCCGCUUGUUAUCCACCACUUUGUCACUGCCCACGUCUUCCCGCAAGUCAUGCGCCACCAGGAGCUCAAGCUCCAGGCCUCAGGCGUUGACCUCGGAGGCGACAUGCUGUUUGGUGUCCGCCUCGGCUUCUCCGGUACGCCGUCUGAUCUCCUCCCUCGCUCGCUUCAGCCGUGCCACUACGAGCCCGGCUCCGAGGCCAAGAUCAUACGAGUCCUCUCGUCGCCGACAAACGUUUCAGUCUCGCUCCUUGCCGACUGGUCGGUCGACUCGAUACUCGCCUCGGUUGCUUGUCCGCAGCCCGGCGACGCUGCUCCGUUCUCCGCCCUCAUCGACACGGGCGCCCUCAUCACCGGUCUCACCAACGAGCAAGUUGCACGUAAGCUCCUCGCCAUUGGACUCGAAGGCUUUGACGUUUGCGUCUUCCUCGAUGCCUCGGACCGGAAGAUGUGUGUCGACCGGACGCCCGCGCCGCCAGUCCCGCUCAACCGCUCCGGCGUUGCUCUUGGCCGGCGCUUCACCUUUUACGACCAGGUUCACACCACAGGCAUGGACAUCCGCCAGGCUACCGACGCCCGCGCCGCCGUCACCCUCGGCAAGGACAUGACUCUCCGUGACUACUCUCAGGGCUGCUACCGCAUGCGCGGCCUGGGCCGCGGCCAGACCUUGCACCUGUUCAUUGUUGCUGAAGUGGCUGCCCUUGUCGACGCCGCGCUGCCAGACGCGCCUCCUCUCGCCUCGCACCCGCCUGUCUCUGUUGUUCUCCGCGCUGUCCUCGCGUGGCUCAUUACCAAUUCGAUCGCGUCGGAAAAGCUGCAGCACCUCGCCCUCUGCCAGCAAGAGCUCCAUUCGGUCUGGCGGAAGCAGGCGCUCGACUCGCUCCUCACCCUUGCCACCGCGCCGCAGGUUGUCGAGCCCUCGGUCGCGCUCCUCCCGUCGCGGUUCUGGGAUCCAGUCACCGACCCUGGGGCCAUUGACGCCAUUGUCGCCGAGCACUCGCUCCUCACCGACUCGGAGCGCGCUGCCAUGGCCGAGUCGACUGCCCGUGAAGCCGCCGGCAUUCGCCUCACCGCCAUCACCUCGCGCAUCGCUUCUAGGAACAUCCCACUCCCGGUUGACUUGCGUGUUGUCUUGAGCCAGUGCUCCUCUCCGCAGGAAGCCGUCACUGCUGUUCUCAAUCUCCUCGAGGCAUGCGGCUACGCGCCGUCCGAGUUUGACGACGACGCAAGUGACGCGAGCGCGGCCAAUGUGGCCGUCGAUGAUGGCGACGGUGAUGGGCCAACUCUUGACGAAGUCCGCGCUCCUUUCUCCUGCACGCGCUGCACCAUGUUCAACGCCGGCGGCGGACGCUCGUGCGAGGUCUGCAACUCGCCGCGUGACUUUGCCGCCGAGCGCGCCGCCGCCGCCGCUGCUGCUGCCGCCGCCGCUACUGCUGCCGCAAUCGAGUCACCGCCGCCGUCGCCGUCAUCGGCUGCCUCGCCACUGCAGAUCCUUAUUCCGCCGUCGCCAAUCGGGUCCGGGCCCAAGUCCCCGUUCUCGGCUAGCUCCGGCUCUGGCUCCGAGUCCGGGUUGGCAUCUGUGGGUGCCACGCCGUCGCCGGCCCGCCUUGUCGAGUGGCUCAACGUCUGUGUUGAGAUCUUCCGUGAGACUCUAGGCACGUUGCAGGUGCCCGAUGUGGUUCCCGAGCCGGUCCCGUUCUCGGUCAAGCUCCGCUCGCUUGCCUUUGCCAAGCGGGCGUUCCUCAAGGAUCCAUCAGCCUCGCUCGACGUGGAGAACGUCAUUGCCCAUGUCGAGGCCCAGGAGGCCCGCGCUGCCGCAGCAGCAGCAGCCUCUGACAUCGACGACACCGCAUCUGCCCUCGGAUAUGAUGCAGAGAUGGAACAGGAGCAGGAGCAGGAGGAGGAGGCCCAGCAAGAGGUCCAGCAAGAAGAGCAGGUCCAUGUCGACUACGCCUCCACCCCGCCCAUCGCCACCACCUGGCCCGUCAUGGCUCUCGGCUCGCCGAACAGCCUGGUCUCGGCUGUCUUUUACCCGCUUGCUACCUUUGUCCUCCAGGCAUCUGUUCCCCCGCUCGCCUUUCCCCCAUCCAUGCUCCUCUCCGAGAACUACGCCACUGCGCUCCACCGCUCGGACCUGCCGCGUCGGCUUCGCAACAUCGACGUCAUCGCCGAGUGGACCCUUCCAACCGGCCAGAGUCUUCCCGCUCAUCUGCCGUCCGGCGAACCCGUUCAACUCACCCGCUUCUAUGUUGCUAUCUCACUAUCCGAGGCCGCCGCCCUCCGGCGCGUGAUUGACGUCGCCGCCGGCAGCAACAUUGCUGGCGCCGGCCUUCGACUCGCCUUUGUCACCCCGCGCGGCCCGGUUCUCCUCGGCUCACUCCAGACCUACACCGCGCCGCACCUGGCUGUCGCGCCCGAGCCGCUGUUGCACGUCGAGCCUCUACUCGGCCUAGAUCACGCUACGGCUGUCGCUCAGAUUUCGGCGGCCGUCGGCAAGUUCACUGUCCUCCUCAACACCGCACGCGUCGCUCCGGCCGAGGUCCCGCUCGCUGCCGCCUCGCUCGCCCGUCUUGAGUUGUUUGUACCCUCGACCUCCGGCUGGGUCGACGACCUUCAUGCCGCCGCUCAGGCCUUCCGCUUCUUCGACUGCGCACUCUGGUUCACCGACGAGGAGCUUGUCAAGCUCGCUCGCGCGCUCGGUGCUGCGCCGCCGGCCGCCCGCGCUGCGUUCUUCAGCGCCGUCGUUGGUGCUCGUCGCCGCGACCGCGUCGAGUGGCGUGAUACCAAGGUCGCAGGCGUUCUUGCUCAAAAUGCGCUCGAUGCUGCCGCUCUCUUUGCUCUUCGCGCCACCACCCUCCGUGUCGCCGCGCUCCUCGCUGCUCAGCACGCGUCGGCGCUCGCCGCUUUUCACGCCCUCGAUGCCGAUUCUGACGGCUGGAUCUCGUCGGCAGAGUUUACUCGCCAGCUAAGCUCGCUCGCUGCCGCCGAUGUCGAGGCCGCGUUUGCCGCCGCCGACCGCGACGCCGACGGCCUACUCAGCUACCGCGAGUUUGCGUCAUACUUUUGGCUCGCUGAGUCCGUCGUCGCCGCGCCGCCUGGCCUCGCUGCCGUUUCCGUCUCGGCCUCGCCGUCGUCCAGUACCUUUUCCGGCCUUGAUCUUGUCGCCAGUCCUUCUUCGCAUGUGGAGGACCGCCCCGAUGCCUCUCCUCAGCGAGGGCAUCGCACCCCGUCGUUGGCUGUCAUGUCGUACUCGGAGCUCGCGUCAAUCGGGACAACCGCGGUUGUGUCGGGCGGUAAGGCCAUGAUCACCGACGCCUCCCGGAUAGUCCUUGGUGAGCUCGAAGUUGUCACCGUCGUGCCUCGCGGCGUUGAGCUCGCUGCUCCUGGCGCGUGGUACUUUGAGGUUGUUGUCGAGGGUGGCUCGUCGGCGCUCGACGCCACCAUCAGCCUCGGCCUCGGCACCCAGCAGCUGGCUGUCUCGUCGGCCAUGCGCCGCGGAGUGGCCGGGGUAGACUUGCGCUUUGCCGCCCACGACAUCGUGGUCGGCGACGUCGUCGGUGGCCUAGUCACCGUCUCGCUCGCUUCUGAUGGCGGCGUCGCGGCUGCGCUCACAGUCUUGAUUAACGGCGAGCCUCUAACCGAGAUUUCCUACGAAUCGGGACCGCCGGUCUUCCCAGCUGUCACCCUCGAGUGGCCGGCGCAAGCGAGGGUCAACUUUGGCGGGCAUCCGUUUGUGGCCAACCCUCUCCCGCGCGGCGCCGAGCCGCUGCUCAACUUUGCGCAUGCGCGCAAAGAGCGGAUUCACGUCCUCAACGCCGGAAGUCGGUAUGGCUUGCUCAAGCCGACGUCCGGCUCGGCACAGAUGACCAUCACCGACGACCUGGAGGUCUCGGUCGAGUCUGGCUUCCCGUCGGCUGUCCUCCAGGGCUGCCUCCUCACUACCGGCAAGUGGUACUACGAGGCGACUAUUGUCCGCCGCGGGGUGGCGCAGAUCGGGUUUGCCGACCUCGAGUUUGUUGGCUCCUCUCGCGACGGAGUCGGCGUCGGUGACGACAAGAACUCGGUCGGCGUUGACUACGAGCGCUGCGUCCUUUGGUACGACGGCCGCAACCCAUUUGGCAAGGCCUGGUCGGUCGGCACCGUCGUUGGCGUCGCCGUCGACAUGGACGCCAAGACGAUCUCGUUCUCGCACAACGGCGACUUUUCCAAGCCGUGUGGUCGCGCCAUGACCAACUUUGACUUUGUUGCCGGCCUCGCGCCGGGUGUGACCCUCAACCCGUGCGCCAUCCGCCUCAACUGGGGCCACACCCCGCUCGCACAUGCCCCGCCGCCUGGCCACUUGUCGGUCGCCGACUGGCUCGAAGCCCACUCGCCGUCGAGCCCGUGUCCGGAAGCCAUCGCCAGAGUCGCCACGUCCCGCGUCGCCGCCGCCGCCGCCGCUGCCACCGCCCCAGGCGCCGCUCUCCGGGUCGCCGCCGGUCAUGCUGCCCUGGCCAUCGACACCGAAGACGCCAUCGUCGAAUCUGUCUCGCCAGGCUAUCCCACCGCGUGGGCUCGUGCGGCUCUGCCGCUCGCUCCGGGCGCCAUGUUCGAGGUCACUCUCCUCGAGUUUGGUCCCGAAGCCGUUGCUUCCAUCGGCGUCGCCCGGCACGACUUUGUCGGCGAUGCCACGUCAGCGCUUGGCGCCUUUGGCGGUGUUGGCCAUACCCACACCUCGCGAGCCAUCUUCCUGCAGGGUAUUUCUGCGGCGUCGCGCUACGUUCCGCCGCUCCACGACUUUGGCAGCCUCUUUGGCACCCGCCCGUCGGCCGGAGCUGUCAUCGGCGUCGCGGUCGAUCGUGAGCCUGGCGGCGGAACGCAGAUCUGGUACGCGCUCAAUGGCAAGUGGGUUGCCACUAAUGACACCUCGCUCGAGUUUGGUAGCCUCUAUCCCGCUAUCUCGCUCACGCCCAACGUGGUGGCCCAGUUUAAUCUCGGCGGCCGUCCAUUCGAUCACCCGCGGCCGUAGGCGCGCUGUCGGUGCCCGGGCAAACCACGACCCGCACGCCAAACAGCUGCCACUCGUCAGCCCGCCCUCCGGCGCCAAACGGCAAGUGGCAGAUCGGGGUCGAGUCGCGCGCGCUGUUGAGGAGCGGGACGCGGACGGUGUCAUCGUCGUUCUCGCUCCCGCGCCGCCGUGACUUGCGCUUCGGUCGGAUCCACAGGAUCGGGAGCGCCGUGAAGGGCUCCUCCGAGUCGACAAGGCACCCGGCUUCGUCGUCAAGUGUCGCCCCGCGCAUAAACAGACCACCCAC